Molecule: messenger RNA, 4400 nt
Organism: Symbiodinium necroappetens
Lineage: Eukaryota; Dinophyceae; Suessiales; Symbiodiniaceae
Source: the annotation of a GenBank genome assembly
GUGCAGAGACACGAGUGGCGCUGGUGGACGUUCGGGGCAUCACGAAGGACGAGGCAGUGGCAGCAGAGCCCAAAGAUGCGGUCUUGGCUUCGCUGAAGUCAAUGGAUCACCAGUUCGAGCAAGACCGCGAGGCCAUGGAGAAGGACAUCCGAGCUCACCGGAAAGCUGCUUACGAUGACGGCCGCGGCUCGGAACUGCCGAGCGAGGAGAGAGUGCCAACGCCGGCAGAGAUCGCCCACCAGCUGAUGCAGGCUGGUGACUACGGGAACGGUCCACCCUACCCCAUCGAAGGCGCACCUGCCCCACCAUGGAGACGACAGGGUGUCGAAGGCACUGACAAUGUCACCGUUCAAACGGAUCACACAGUGCUCGGCAAAGGAAGAAGCACCGAGCUUAUCCGCUGUUUCGACGGUGAGGGAGUUGAGCAGCAAUGUGGACAAUUGUACAAAACGGAUGUAAAUGCUGUGAAGGAGGAGGAUGACAAUCUGCUGUCGGGAUUGGGCUAUGGUGGACCGCUGACCAGUGGCCGGACAGCGUGCACUCUGCAAAGUGCAGUGGCCUUGCUGAGGCUGCUCCCAGGCAGCGCUGGCGAGCUUUCCUGCAUCCCAGCGCUGCGACAAUCGCGCGAGGAGACGAAGGCUGCUAAAGCCGAGUUCCACGAGUACAAGGUCCGGCAGCAGAUCAAGCGCCAGGUCGUGCUGUACUUCAGCUCGUUGCAGUAUAAGGCAUCAAGACCGACAUGGCCUAUGAAAACAGCGACAAGUAGCGUCAUGCCGUCAUUGCUGCUGCAAGGCUCUAACGGGAUGUCGCAGAUUCUGAUCGCUUUUCACGGAAGUAUAUUCAGAAGUUGUCUCUGGAGUCUUCCGAUGGCGUCCGUUCAGCCAGCUACAGCUGCAUACGUCCAGAAUCUUUUGGAGAGAGUGAUCUCUGGACGCCAGGCUGCUGAAGAAGCUGCACAUCAAUAUGUGAAUGGUCUCAUGCGGAAGGCCUUUGCUGCGGCGGCCAUCGACAGUACGGCGCGAGAUGUCGCAGCGCUGUGUGCCCGUGAAGCAGUGAAGGGCUUUGUGGAGAAGGCCAAGGCCCAAGAACCUCAGCAGGCAUCCUCAGGUGAGCAUGAACGCGAAGUUGCAGCUGCAUGUGCUCGAGUGGUUGUUGCUCGCUACGUGGAGAAGGCAUCUCUGGAGGUCAAUGUGGCGAAGCUGGCUCAAUCUCAAGGACCUGGACGAGAGGAAGCUGCUGCUUGUGCUAGGGCAGCCGUGGCCAGCUGGACAGCCAAGGCUUCCGAGGCUGCCAGAAGGGAAGGCCCGGAGGGAAAGGUGGCUGCGGCGUGUGCUCGUGUGGCAGUCGCCCGGUACGUCGAAAAGGCGAAGGAAGCGGUUCGGCAAGGCGAAAGUCAGGAAAAGGCGGAACGGGAUCGAGUGCCCGAGUUUGUGAAGCGACACGAGGGUAAGGCUUUUGAGGAAGCGCUCGCUCAAGGUGAUGAGCGCCAGGUUGCUGCUCUUUGUGCACGCUACGCGGUGAAACAGUUCGUGGCGCAGGCCUCUGAUGCAGUUCGUCAGCAAGGCACGCAGGCGUCUGUCCGGAGCACCGUCGAGAAGGUUCAUUCAUCUGUGGUGAAAGCGGCAAACCACCUUGCUGCGGCUGCCCAGGCGACCGUCGAGAACCUCGAAGGCUUGGUUUCCGACUGCGAAGAUCCUGCGAAUGCAAAUUCUGAAGAAGGAGUCGAGUCGCCGCGUGGCACAAGAAGUCCGAUGAAGCCCGACGGUGUUGCCCCGAAGAAGAAGCGGCCAGCUCCGAAGUUGAAGGGGGCGGGCCCAAGUCACCUCCCUCUGGCGCAGCUGGAGCCUUGGACAGCGCCACCCUCUCCCCAGACCUUGCUGGCAGAACUGGCCCUGCCGCCGCCAAAGAAGGAGAAGGCUCAGGCCAAGCUCCGGCCCUACGAUGUUGAGGAGGAGCGAAAGCGAGAUGUGGAGCUGCUACAGCAAAGGCAUCAAGAAAACCUUCAGCGCCAGAGGCAGGUGCAGCAGGAACUGCGGACCCAGCACCAGCAAAGCUUCGUGCGGGAUGUCAGCGGCCAGAUCAGCCUGGCUCCACAAGGAUCAUCGCGAGAUUGGUGUCCACGUUUCACUGCCGAACCACAACCGCCAAAGCCCAAGAAAGGCCGUGCAGGUGUGCGAGCCAGCUCCUCCCGUCGUAGCCGGUUCAAGCCGAGCGAGGCAGAGACCACGUGCAUGCUUUCUGACUCUGACUGGGCCUUCUCCAAGGAUGCCGUGGCUCUUCCGGAGAACCUGCUAGCUGCCAUGGCUGAGAUGGAGGCAGAUGAGCCACGAUCUGUCGUUGACGAUCCAGUAUUGCGUGCAUAUCUCGCUGUCUACAAAUCGACAGUGUGUAAGCGCGGAGGAGAAGACGAUGACACACGAGGAGCUCUCGACCUCGCUUUCCCCGAGGGACAGAGUCCGUGUGGGUCACGAGAUGGCAGCAAAAGGCGAGCAAAGAGUGCAGCAAGCAGGUUGUCGAAGGCUAAGGGAGCCGCCUGGCUCCAGCCCGGCCUCAUGUCUUGGCAAGACCGAGGGAAGGCCUGGUUCUGGCCGCGCAAGGGAGCUGUGCCACCAAUGGAGACAGCCGUGCUUGCCCUGUUGAAUGGCCAGCCUCCUCCCAUCGAAGCUACAGCUCAGGCUGCCGCUGCAGCACGACAGCAAUUUGCCUUGUGUCAUGGCAGCAUUCUUGUGGCCCAUGCUGCAGAAAGUGCAGCAGGUCUGUUCAUGGGCGCCUCGUGCCGAUGCCAGGACGUGAAGCUCUUCACCCGGACGUCGCAAUCCUUCUGCCAACGUCUAGCACAGGGAGACCUUGCCAAGCUCGACAGAGUUUGGUUGAACGAGUACUUGGUGCGUACCAUCAACAACCAGUCCUAUGCAAUCCGGCAGAAGACGAAGGAUGACAUACUUGUCUCGUGGAGAUACCAUUGCGAACGUUCUCGGGCAGUUGAGCUCGAAGGCCGGAAUCAUGUUCUGGUCACACGGGUCAACGACCUGGAGGCGAAGAUGGUGGCGACCCAGGAAGACUUGGAGGAAGCGGCUCGGCAGUGGGAGGAGCAGCGCAGUGCUCUGGAAGCUGACCGGGAUGAGUAUAAGCGCCUCUACGAGAAGUUCCUGGCAGCCCACGAGCGUGCGAUGGCGGAGCUGGAGGAGUCGCAGGGCACGGCCGAGGACCAGGCGAAAAAAGGAGGGGUCCUGACUCUAGAGAAGCAUCGCCUCACGGACAAGGUGGAGGAGCUGGAAGACGACAAGAAACGAAUGUCCAAGCAGCUGGCAGAACUGCGGGACGAGGUGGCCAAGCUGAAAGCAGAGCUGCGGAGGCUGGGUGCUCAGCUUCGUGACGGUGAGGUGGCUCUGCUCUUGGCCCGCUCGGAUGCGCAGCAGCUCCGGGCAGACGCGAGGAGUCUGGAGGAUGUGGUCCCCCUCGAGAGUGAUGGGCCAGCAAGGCCCUCUCAGCGGCGACUUCUCCAGGAAAGCGGUCGUCGAGAGGCAGAGUUGCUGGAUCUGCUGCUGGUUUCAGAGACUCUGGCCGAUGCACGGCUGAAGCGCCUGCUUGAGCUUGAGGGCCCUGGAAAUGAGCCUGAUGCAGAGGAGGAGCCAGGUAUGAAGCCAGCUUCGGAAAUAGGUGUUCUGCCAGCAGAGCGGCGAUUGCGCAGACAUGUCGAGAAAGAGCGAGAUGAACUUCUUGCCUUUGCCAGAGAUCUGGACACAGAGCUGGUGAAGGUUAAGACGGAAUGCUACCACACCGUUCGGGAGAUCAAGCAGAAGUGUGCACAGGAGCUCGAGGACUUCAAGACCACAGAGCUUGCCAAAGUAAAAGCCGACUUCCAGGCGAAGAUCGACGAAAUCACUCGUCAGCGUGACAUGCUCCAGAAGGAAGUUGAGUUGGGGGAGUCCGUCGCGCCGCACUUGCCGACGCUGAACCCUCUGGUCUCGCAGGACCCUUCCAGAAUUUGCGGUGUUUGUCGACGCACAAUCGUUUUUGAAGGUCUGUGCAUUGGGAAUGUGUGCGGCAUGUCUUUGGUCAAGAAAGGAUUGCCGGCCAUGCUGAAGGGUGGUGUGAUCAUGGACGUCAUGAACAAGGAGCAGGCAAAGAUAGCAGAAGAAGCAGGAGCUUGUGCCGUCAUGGCUUUGGAACGCAUCCCAGCAGACAUCCGCCAGAGCAAGGGCGUUGCCCGCAUGUCGGAUCCGAAGAUGAUCAAGGAAAUCGUCAACUCCGUGUCUAUCCCUGCCGGGCACUCAUUGCGCAAGCUGCAGCAGGUGAUGGCCAAAUGCAGGAUCGGCCACUUUGUGGAAUCCCAGGUCCUGCAGCAAAUUGGUGUCGAUUGCAUUGACGAGAGCGAAGUCCUCACUGUCGCCGACGAG